This is a messenger RNA of Arctia plantaginis, 351 nucleotides long. Lineage: Eukaryota; Metazoa; Arthropoda; Insecta; Lepidoptera; Erebidae. The record is from the annotation of a GenBank genome assembly.
AUGUCCGCAUCCCCAGUUGCAAGGCAGGCCACUCACAGCCAGGUGAUACCCUCCAGGAGCGUACUAAUUACGGACCCCUCUCAGAUGCCCGAUGUUUACUCCAGCACACCCGGAGGCACCGUAUAUUCUACUACUCCAGGAGGUACAAGAAUUGUGUACGAGAGGUCGUUUAUGAUGGCGCUGAGACAGUCACCGAUCUCGCAAACCCCACCGAAAUGCGCGCUACCGGCGUCGCUGCUGAGGAAUCCCAGUUCCGUCCCUAAUGUUAUACACUCAACUGCAGCUCAAAAGCCACGUUCCAAUUCCAUUUCAUUCGACGAGUCACAGGAAACCUUUAGUAUGGAUCUCUAA